AUGUGUCCCCGGAGCGCAGACCGGGGCGCGCCGCCUCGGGGUCCCGGGCAUCCGCGGGCGGCGGGGCAGGUGCUCGACGCCCCGGGACCCCAGCCCCGGUCGCCGCGGGCUCGCCCUCCCCGGAGGCUGCGUCCUCCCCGCCCCGGCUCCGGCGGGACCCCCGACACGCUCCUCCGGCUCAGCUCCGCGCGCCCACCCGGGGGGCUCCUGCGCCGCACGGGAGCCCCGCCGGGUCCCUCCGCUCUCCCUCCGCGCCCCGAAGUCGCCCGGACCCCGCUUCCAGCCCCGGCCCUCCCCGUACCUCGGGGCGCCCCGGCUCCCGGGAUGGCGGCCGCUCGUGCGCCCGGCGGCGGCGGCGGGGACGGGGCAGGGGGCGCCCGGGCACACGACUGCUCCCCGAGCCCGCCCAGGGCGCCCCCUGCCUCCGCGUGGGCCGGGGAGAGGCGGCAGCCCCCGGCAGCCCGUCUCCCGGGCCGGGCCCGCCGAGGCCGCGCAGGGAAGUCGGGGUCCGCGGCCGGCGUGGGCGCCCGGGGAACGCCGCAAGGCCCAGGUUUUCUCUUUGUUCGAAAAAUAAUAAUAAAAACCAAACCAAAGCAGCGCGCUGGUCUUUCUCGCACCUUCCGGAGGGCGGCGGGGAGGCGUCUGGGCGAGGGUCGGCCCGACCUGCGGGGACGCGGGGACGCGGGGUGGCGGAGGCGCUCGGGCGCACCGGGUUCCGCGCCGCCGCCCGCGCCGCCGGCUCAGCCUCCGCCGCGAGGUGGCACCGACCGCCAGCGACGGCGCGCGGGCGCGACCUCCGCCCGGCGCAGCGCCUCCCUCCCGGCCCCGCCGGGCGCCGAGCGCGCACCCCCGCCCCGCGCGCGCGGUCCAACAGCGCGCGCGGCUCCCGCGCUGCCCCCCGAGUCCCCGGGGAGGGGUGCGGGGGGCUGCGGCGCCGCCCGGGGGCUGUCACGUGGCCGGGACGAGGUGGAGCUCCGCUUCAAGGGCGGCUCUUCCCCUCCCCACCAACCUUUAGGCUUUGAGCCGGAGGAACGCCCGCGGGCUCUCGUUGCCGCUGCGCUCCCUUCCACGGCCGCGCUCCCCGCUUUGAUCGUCAGCCGGCAGAGAGGGUAA
Messenger RNA from Balaenoptera acutorostrata (minke whale), 1113 nucleotides. Its product is annotated as collagen alpha-1(I) chain-like. Lineage: Eukaryota; Metazoa; Chordata; Mammalia; Artiodactyla; Balaenopteridae. The record is from RefSeq and is a predicted model, not a curated record. Bases 1 to 1113 code for a protein of 370 amino acids. The transcript is spliced from 2 exons.